GUGCAUGUGUAUUAGUGCAGUAAUGUGCGUUCCACCUUUCAGUGAUUCCGUCAACACUCAGUAAUUUUCAAUAAAAAAGGUUAAUCAUUGGAAUAAUCAUCGGCAAUUGAAGUGCCAGUUCGUGUUCAUAUCGAGAUCCAUCAGUUCACACGCCCAUUAGUAUUUUUAUACGUUAAUUAAUAACAAUGGGACGUAAGAAGAAGAAGCAGUCGAGGCCCUGGUGCUGGUACUGCAACAGAGAAUUCGAUGACGAAAAAAUUCUUAUUCAGCAUCAGAAGGCGAAACACUUCAAAUGUCACAUUUGCCAUAAGAAGUUGUAUACAGGGCCUGGACUUAGUAUACAUUGUAUGCAGGUUCAUAAGGAGGCGAUAGACAAAGUACCAAACUCGUUGCCAAAUCGUAGCAAUAUAGAAAUCGAAAUAUACGGAAUGGAGGGAAUUCCCCCUAACGACGCCAAGGAGCAUGAAAAGCAGAGGAACGGAGGUAGACCAGGCUCACCAUCCUCAGGUGAGGACGAGCCAGCUCAGAAGAAGUUGAAGCCCGAAGGUCUUUUGGGCUCAGCUCCUGGUGCUGUACCCACACCAUCAGGAAUAAUACCAGGAGUAAUACCUGGAAUGCAGGGACAUCCUGGUAUGCCUAUGGGACAUCAGUUUCCACCUGGAAUGCACAUGAUGCCUCAUUUAGGACACGUUGGGCCUCCGUUCAUGGGACCAGGGAUGAUGCAGGGAAUGCCAGGAAUGCCCCCAGUUUCAGGUGCCUCAAUGCCCCCAAGACCACUAUUUCCAGCUGUCUCGACAGCAAUGUCAUCAGCUGGUAAUGUAACGUCAAUGGGUACAACUGUAACAUCGAUAGCUGGAAGUUCAAUAGGUCCCAUUAAGCCAACAUUUCCGGCUUAUGGUGGUGACAGUAAUGCCACUGCCAACAGUAAUUCUACUAGUGAUCAUAAAGUUAAUCUCAUAGCAACGACUGGUGCUACUAGUAAAAUUAUUCAUCCACAGGAGGAUCUCAGUCUCGAGGAAAUAAGAGCGAGAUUACCCAAAUACCAGAGGAAACAGCCAGACGAUUCUGGCAGACGGUCCCACGAUGGUCAGAAUCAUCAGUCUGUCCAUCAACAGGCCCAACAAAAUCAUCAACAACAACAGGCUCAGCAGCAACAGCAAGCAGCUGCAGUGGCUAGUGCUCAAGCUGCCUUCCAGGAUCAACAGCAGCGUCAACAUGCUGCCCUCAGUGCUCUCCAACAGCAACAACAACAACAACAACCUCAGAGAUUCCAGAGGCCACCUCAGAUGAUGGUACCUGCAUCAGCAGCUAUUCCGGUUUCAUCAGUUGCUCUCAUGGCACCUCUCAUGAGACCCACCAUGACAUUAGCUGCUCCUGCACUCAUUCACGGAGGUAACAUGAUGAGACCGCCCCCCAUGGGCCUGCCACCAGGAAUGAUAGGUGCAUUGCCACCGGGUGCAAUGCAUCCAGCAUUUGCUGCCCCAAUGGGUUUUCCAGGUGCACCAAUGCUAGCACCCAUGAUGCAUCCACGCUUCAGAUGAUCGCCUCCGAUGGACGGGUCCAAUCCACCGCUGCACUUCGUGCUCUGGGCCCGGCCUUAGCCCCACCCACCACCCCCCACCCUCCAUUAAACAAAAAAAAAAACACAAGAUAAUUAAAAACAAAAUGUCUCAAGAGGAUUUAAACGAUUCACUCAAAAGUUAGCAAAAAAAAUAUUCGUUUUUUUAUUAAUAAUUUUAAUUGAUUGAUUAAUUAAUCAAUUAACAUUUAAUUAGAAUGGAGGCACAAGGGUGGCUUGCGGCCCCUAUCGACAGACAAUCCAUUUUGCCCCAUUAGUUGUUAAACACCGAAAGAAAAAUUAAAUUGCGAUUUCUUUUCUCUUUUUGAUGGAAUUUCUAAAAUGAUGGGACGAAAUGGGAAGUUUUUGUUCGGAUGAGUGGGAUCGUCAGUCGUCCCACAACGACAAUGAAACGACUAGACGUGACUUGAUGAUGUGGAAAGUAGAAAAAUUGAUGUUAACGAUUAAUUGAUUAAUCAGUUUAGCGUAAGUGAUAGAUUAAGCCUGGAAAUCAUUUCCCCCUCCGUGGUUAAUGACACGAAUGAAAUUCUUUCUAGGCUGUCGAUAAUCCACUGGGAUGUUAUCGUGGUGAGACACACAAUGCGCGCAGACAGGUGGCAACUUUACGCUGCUACUGAUCAAUAAUAAAUUAUUAAUAUAUUUUUAAUGAAACAGGAUAAUUAACGAUGAUGUACGAUUGAGGCGCUCGUUUAUUACUUUUUUUUUCAGCGAUAAUUUUAUUAUUUCACACGUUUGAUCGUGAAAAUGUGAGAGGUAUGUCAUGAGUUAAUUGAUUGCUCUGGGCCUUUCGUGCUGAUUUAUAAAAAAUUGUCGUUGAUGAAAUGUUAAAUGAGCGGUUUGAGGUGCAUCGUGGGUAAUUGUCGAGGGGUUAUUGCCGAUAUCAUAUCAUUUUUCGAGUAUUUUACGAAUGUUUGAGGAAUGAUUGAUAAAAUUUAGUGUGGAAGGGCUGAAAAGAGAUGAGUCGAUUUCUUCUCACCCAGUUUGUGGGCGAAAUCUCCGAAUCGAAGAGAGAUAGCGGAAUUUUUGUUAUGACAAUUUUUGUAGAACUUGAUUCGCCCCGCAAAAAAGAUUCCGAUAAAAAUUUCGCUAUCUCUCCUAGAUUUCGAGAUACUCAUUAAAAACUGAUCAAUAGACAUGAAAAAAAUACAGCUUCUAAGGCCUAUUAUUAUUUAAUGGAUACUUAGCAUACCUUGUCACAAAACAAUUGCAAUAAUUCACAAAACUUUAUCAAAAAUUUAUAAAAUCAGAUCAACCACUGUGAACAUUUUUCACAGAAAUGAUCUAUUCCUAGAUCCAAUCUAGAUCUCAUAAAUUUACAAAAAAUUUGGAAAAUAAGACGAUAUUGGCAGUAACUCCUUCAGAAGUCUUUUGGAGAGGGGGUUUAGGAAAUUAGCAGCAGCGUGGAGAUUGGCUGCCUCAGGUUAGUCAGUCGUAAUUUUUAUUUUGUACAAGUACUGCUGAAUUGAUUCGCACAGAUGAUGACCGUUAAAGGGAUCCAUUGUGACCUCACUUCAUGGAUCGGAAAGAAUCUAAGAGUUGAAAACUAAAUGGUCCAUAUUGCCCUGCAAUUUGUUGAAGCAAAUCUACCCUUUUUGUAAAUUCCUAGAUUUUGAAAAACUAUCAAAGAAAAUCAGACAAUUCGAUCGUAUUUGAAGUCGUAAUUUUUCUUCGAUUUCAUUAUCAUUCGUUUUUGGAAAAAAUGUGAAAAACUAGGACUUCAUACAGUGUCUUAUGGGAGAAUCAACAUUUUCGUUGUAGUAAAAAAUAAACAUCUACAUUUUUGAACAUUAGACGCGAAAAAAAUCAAGGAAAUUCAAGGAAAAUUAUUUGUUUAUCGAAAGGAAAUACUGACUGCACAUGAUUUCUUUUUCAAUUUUUUAUCGUGCAAUUAGUUGCAAAAUUUGGCCAAUGAAAAUAGUCAAAAGCAACGCGAUCGAUCGGUAAAUUAUGGAUCUGAGGGCGGGCUUUUUAAAUUCUUUGAUGAGAAAUUGAUGGCAUCAGCUCUGCGAAUUAAUUGGGAUGAUUUCCUUGCAAGGAACGUUAUGGCUACGCAUGAGUGAGUGGUAAGUACUGAGGGUACUCACAAAUUUUAAAGAGCGAUGUGAAAAAUAUGAGGUGAUUUAGUGAUUAAUGAUGAAUUUAUUCGUGUACUAGUGAUCAUCCGUUCGAUCUGUAUUCAAUUAUUUUCCACAUUAUUUUGUCAUCUCUUGAUUCGUUGAGCAUUUCUAUAUCAAUUCAGCGAUCGUGGGGGAAUUUUAGUGAUCGAAUGACAAAAACACCAGAUUUAUUUUUAAAAUUCAAGAAUUUUCUUUGUUUAUUUCUAAGAUAAUUGAUUGAAUUACUGGGAAAACGUCGGUGGGUUAGAUAUGACGUGAUUGAUUAACGAGAUAAUCUCGCAAUGAAAAAUGUCCUCUUUGACUCAUCGACGUUUAGUCAUAAACAAUGAUACAAUUAUCUUUGGAAUCUAUUGAUCCUCACUACGAUCAGAUUUAUCAAUCAAUUAAAGAAAAUUAUAAAUUUAUAAACAAUAGUAAUGAGCACUAAAUCCUCGGCUUUGCUUAUUUCUUCGUCUCUACUCUUCAUUUUCAUUAAUUUUCAUUUUCAAGUGAAUAAUCAGUGAAGUUAAUGCGAUGAGUAUGGAGGAAAUGUUGAUGAAAUUUAAAGAGAUUAAGUGCGAAAAAAGAUUGAUAAACAUCAAUAAUCGUGCUGUGAACACGUGUACGUAUCAAAAUCUACGCAUUGUUAAUUAUUUAAUUUUCCCGAGAUUGUCUUUCUGAAUGUAUUUUUAAGAUUUUUCACUCAGCAUUUGCGUAAAUAAUCGUCAAUUAUUUAUCAACAAUCGAUGAAUGUAUCAUUGUCGAAUUAAAUUAUUUCAAAUGUUCUCCGUUUAUUUACCUAAUAAUCACUGUAAAAAUAAUUAUUCGGCGGGACAAUCUCAUGCAGAAUCUGAACAUGUAGAAAGUUCUGUUACUAUUUCAUUGAGUGUCAUAAUUAUCAAAAUAUAUAUUUUUUUUUUCAUUUUUUUUUCUUGAUCCUGCAAUAAAGGAGUUCUGUGGAAAUAUUCUGCAAAACAGUAUGAAAUAAAUAUCAGGCGAUAGUCCAAAAUUUUGGGAUAAAUUCAGAGCAAUUAAAUGGACUUGAAAGUUUUUUUUUUUAUUCAGAGAAGUCUUUUCCUCGUGAAAAAUUCCCAAAAUUUCUGGACAGCCAAUUAUUGUUUCAACCAAUCACAGCUGAGAAGUGCUGUUGGACCACCUCGGUCCCUUGCCCCACAGGCAGGCGAUUGUUUGGACCUACCGUCAUCACAAUGUCGAGUGAAGCUGGUGAAAACCCCAGAGAAAAUAUUUCAAAUUAACUAUUAAUUAAAUGAAAAAAAAUGUUAUGCUGCAAUAAAACAUUUCGGCAAUUCCCCGGGGCUCGAGCUCACCCUCGACAUGAGUGGACGUGUGGCUGGACCGAGAAACAAUAAAAAUAAUACAAUGAUAUCGGUUAAUAAUUCGAAAUUCGUAAUUAACCGAUUGAGAUCUCACGAUUUGUUUUUCCCUUUCUUCAUAUUUUUUUUUUCUCAUUUACAAGAAAGAUGAGACAAUCAUCUUCACACUGUCCUUGACGCCGGGCAUGAGUGGGUGAUGGUACUCAGCUUAUUAAAUUCGUUUGGUGAAUGCUUAGCUGGCUCUGUGUGUAAUACAAUAUGAUUAUCUCACAUUUUAUGCAAAUAUUUCAAUUGAAUUUCAAUAAAAUAGGAAUUUUAAACUGGAAA
Molecule: messenger RNA, 5336 nt
Organism: Diachasmimorpha longicaudata
Lineage: Eukaryota; Metazoa; Arthropoda; Insecta; Hymenoptera; Braconidae
Gene: BuGZ
Product: BUB3-interacting and GLEBS motif-containing protein ZNF207
Exons: 6
Coding region: 186-1541 (451 amino acids)
Cellular component (GO): nucleus
Molecular function (GO): DNA binding
Source: RefSeq, a predicted model, not a curated record